AUGCAUACUCAUUUGGAAGAUUUAUCAAAUGAGAUAUUCUUCGAAAUACUUGAUUAUUUACAUGCAUUUGAUAUUUUUAUUGGUUUUACUUCAUUGAAUCAACGAAUUUCAUCUAUUUUGCAAUUCAUUCCACUUCAUAUUAUUAUUUCACAUGAUUAUUGUCAUCGUCAAAUUGAUUUUCUUUCUUUACAUCUUACUUUUCAUGCUCAUCAAGUUAUUUCAUUAAAAAUUCAUGAUAUAAUUAGUGAUUAUUCAUCUGUUAUUACUUUAUUAUUUAAUCAACACAAUUUUGUUAAUCUUCAAUCAUGUAUAUUUACUUCAAUUGGUUCAUCAACAAAACUUGAAAAUAUUUUUAAAAAAAUUGAAAGUUUAAAUAAACUUGUUACAUUUACUCUUUUUGAUCCAUAUCUUAAUCUAAAUGAAAAAGAUAAAUGUAAUUUAACUCGAAUGAUGUUAAUGCAUAAAUCAUCUUCCCUUCGUUCAAUGGUACUUAAACAUAGUUAUGAUUAUGCCGAUAUAUCAAAUUAUACUUCAAUAUCUUCAAAUCUUACAUCACUUCAUUUACGUAUACAUGGUACACUUUCAACUGUAUCGAUUCAUUCAGUUUUAUUAAUAUUUCGUCUUUGUCAUGGAAUUCGACAUUUAGGCUUAAUACUAGAACACAAAUUUUUAGUUCAAAAUAAUGAUGUCAAUGUUUCAAAUUCAACAAUAUCUCUUAAUGAUACUGACUAUCCAAUAUUACCAAAAUUGAUAUCUUUCAAUUUAGCAGUUUUUCUUAUAUAUGAUAUUUAUGCAAUUGCUUAUAUGUUACGUUGUAUGCCUAAUCUUAAUCGUUUUAAUUUUUUUCUUGUGGCACAAAUGAGAGGAUUGCUAUAUUAUUGUGGAUUGUUUAAUGGUUAUGUGUGGGAAGAUAUAUUAAAACGUUAUGCUCCAUGUUUAUCUACAUUUGAAUUUCAAAUAUCAAUUCAGAAAAACUUAUCAAAUUUACAAUUAGACUACAUCGUCAAUUCAUUUCAAUAUUUUGUUAGAAAAUAUCCUAAUUGGAAUAUGACUAUUGGUCGAUGGAGACUUGCUAGUGAAAUUCCAGAAGAAUUUGUCAUGUUGAAGACACUUAAUUAUGAUAAACAUAAACCAAAUGUUAAGAUGUUGAUUCAUAAUAUUAGUUCUCACUCAUAUGAAACACGAUCGACAACACCAAUAAAUGAUCGUCAUCUUUUUUAUUCAAAUAUAACAGAUCCAACAAUAUGCAUGACAAAUACAAAACCAACGUUUACUUGGUCUUUAUAUAAAAAAAUUAGUGAUUUCUUCGUGCAAAUGCCAAUAAUACCUUCUUAUGACAUCUUCAUCAAUAACUGUUCAUCGUUGUUUUAUUCUAUCAUGUUAGCUUUCUUUUUUCUUUUCUUUUGUUCGUUGAUGAUAUAUAUGUACAUGUUUGUGAUAUUAAAGUUACUUGAUUAAAGAGAAUAAAUAAAAACAACAAAUUGUGUUUUUCUAAAUAUGAACUUGAUGCGUCUUUAAAAAGAACAUAACAGUAGUCAUUUAAGAGUAAGAGGGUCUGACAAAAUACCAACCAUGUCGGCUAUGGGAAAUUUUAAGAUUUUAAAUUUAAAUAUCUCAUUCGAAAAUGCACAAAAAGUUAUUAUGAGAAAUCAAAGAAUAUUCCAUUCUGACUUGCCUAUGAAAAUUGGCGAAGACCACAAUUCUUCAAAUUUUUGGAUCAUGAUCUUAAAGUCGACUUUUGCCAUUCUAGUCGUAUUUUGCAAUUUUUUCUUCCAUUGUUUGACGAUUUGAGUUGAGAAAUGUCUUAGAUGAUAAAGAAUUUCUUUCUCUACAAAAUUGAUCUAUUCUAUUAAUUUUUGAAUGGUAUUUUUUAUGAGAAAGGGAUCAAACUUGAAAAACUAAGGAUACAAUUUUGCUUAUCAAUUUUUAAUAUCAUGGACGAAAGUAUUACCAAAGUAAGAGCUCUCAUCCUGGAUUUUUUAAAUGUUUUAGCUCUGGUCAUGGUGCAU
This is a messenger RNA of Rotaria sp. Silwood1, 2009 nucleotides long. The record is from the annotation of a GenBank genome assembly. NCBI's taxonomy places the organism in Eukaryota, Metazoa, Rotifera, Eurotatoria, Philodinida, Philodinidae.